Molecule: messenger RNA, 825 nt
Organism: Penicillium macrosclerotiorum
Lineage: Eukaryota; Fungi; Ascomycota; Eurotiomycetes; Eurotiales; Aspergillaceae
Product: histidine phosphatase family protein
Exons: 2
Coding region: 1-825 (274 amino acids)
Cellular component (GO): cytoplasm; cytosol
Molecular function (GO): phosphatase activity
Source: RefSeq, a predicted model, not a curated record
AUGAAGCUGUUUCUCAUCCGCCACGCAGAAUGCGAGCAUAAUGUGGGCCAAGCGUUGGGCAAUGCCGAUAACCUUACAAGAGUCGGCCAAGAGCAGGCUCGACAACUGGCACGGUAUCUGUCAGACCGCCCGGUGCGCUUUACUCGGGUGCUCUCGUCGGACCUGGAUCGUGCAACCGACACAGCCCGCGUCAUCUGCAAGCACCAGAUGGAGAACGGUCCGGUGCUGGAGCCGUUUCGGACAGCUAAGUUGCGAGAGCAAUGCUUUGGAUGCGGCGGUCUGUCCAUGGACGUGACUCAUAUCGAAUCGAUGGCGUCGAUGCGGGCUCGUGUCCAUGGCGUCCUGCGCGAUCACAUUCUGCCUGAGAUGGCUAACCGGGUAAAAAGCCGGGGUGCAGUUAUUGGAGUGGUGGGACAUGCAAUCAUCUUGCAGGUCUUCUGGGCCUGUCUGACUGAUCUCUUUGGAUCACAGUCUUUCCAUCUGGCCCGGGAUGCGACCUGGAUGGGGUCCAACUACAUGCGCCCAAAGUGGUCCAACACGGGGAUCAUGGAGUUGGAUAUCCGUCCCGGAGGGCCACCAGAAGAGAUGCUGCUUGAGAAUGCGGUCCAAGUGAACGUCCAACCGCCUUGGCUCACCAAGUCCACGCCGCCGGUGACGCCGGAUGGAAGCGCUCCUUUGAUCGGUUGGUCGGUGACAAUCCUGACGGUCGAUAGCACACCGCAUCUCACCGUCGAGACGCAAGCUGCUCCCAAGAUUAUGCCGUUUUCAAGACAGCCACUGAUGGCCGAGUCCUAUCGGGUACCGGGGGCCCGUGUAGCAUGGUGA